Diachasmimorpha longicaudata is the source of this 2904-nucleotide messenger RNA. Its product is annotated as sorting and assembly machinery component 50 homolog. Gene Ontology annotation, biological process: mitochondrial respiratory chain complex assembly; response to endoplasmic reticulum stress; protein insertion into mitochondrial outer membrane. Gene Ontology annotation, molecular function: protein phosphatase regulator activity. The transcript has 3 exons. Gene Ontology annotation, cellular component: outer membrane; protein phosphatase type 1 complex; endoplasmic reticulum. NCBI's taxonomy places the organism in Eukaryota, Metazoa, Arthropoda, Insecta, Hymenoptera, Braconidae. The coding region runs from base 307 to 1995 and encodes 562 amino acids. The record is from RefSeq and is a predicted model, not a curated record.
GCACACCACAUUCACUGAGUUGAAAAUGGCCGCCUAAGACUUAUCGUUAUCGCUCGUGUAAAAAAAAAUGUGCCUUUUUAAAAUGGAAUCAAUCGAAAUUAAUGUCGACAGCAAUUUAGGAAAAAUCAUUGAAAAUAAUUCAUUUAUCUCACAGUUCAAUAGCAAAAAACGAAAAGAUUUUGAGUGUUUCAGACCUUGGAACGACGCACAGUAUCGUGAUCACGUUGGUAGAGUUUGUCCUUGCUUGACUCAGAGAAAAGGAACAGGUGGACUGUUAAUGCACCCUAACGCCUGUUGAUCCAUUCCAUGGAGAUAACACCCAGACGAUCACUUUCCCUAAAUUUAGAAUUUACAAACAAAUAUUUUGGCAUUUCCACCCCAAUCAGAGAAAUGUGGACAGCGCAAAAUAUAAACACAAUGGAGGAGACCCACCCAUCUAGCUACAAAAUGAGUCACUCGCUGAGUAUGGAUGAUAACCGUGUGAAUCCCACUCUCCAUAAGAAGAACAACAUAAUACUUAGGAGUAUGAUUGGUAUAUUUGGUUCCCUAGGAAAUAUGGUCUCAAAAAUUCCCAGCUUUAUGUCUUCAAUAAAUAAUCCCCUGUCAGUAACAGUUGUGUCCAAUGAGGGUAUCAUCUCCCCGGAAUACAUCCUCAAAAACCUUACCAACAGUGGUGAUCAAGACACAUUACAGCCCCUACCAUUUUUCAACGAAAUUCAAGACAAUUCUUCAUAUAAUCCAAACUCCAAUGUCGCUGAAAUUUUCACUGAAAAAGUUCGGGGAAAACAUUUUUUGGAGGUUAACGGUCUUGCCAACAGUUGGAUUCAAGACCUACAGGGUGUUCAAGAGUCAAUGAACUCUUUCAACGAGUCCAACGACCUGAACCUGGCAAUUCAAGAGAGCCUCAAGAUAAACACUCACAAUAAUUAUGUAAAGGAUACACCCUUACAAAUAAUUGAUACCUUGCAAGACCAAAAUUUACAUAUGAAACCGAAGGGCAUUGAGAAAGAGCUGAUCAGAAUAGAGGAGGAGAAGAAAUCAAAGUGCAAGAUUGAUGAGAACAUACAUAAGAUUAAAGAAAGUCCUGGUGCCAUGGUCUCGGCAGUAGACAACAGCCUGGAUAGAAUGGUCUGUGAAAUACCUUCCAAGAGACCUCACCUCCAUAAAACUCGACGGAAGCCAAAUAUAAUAGCCAGAAGCAGGGGUAAAGCCAAGGGUAAAUAUCAAUUGAGAAAGUCGGGAGUGAGCCAGUCAAAGCAUAGAAAAGAGAGAACAAAGCAGAAUCUUUAUUCAAACAUUCAAGAUGAUUUAAGUGCUUGGGAGGAGUGGGACGAUGACUCUUUGGGGGAAAAUUAUGAUCGCAUACCAAGUGUUCAUGAGAAACACAGAGAUACGGAUGUUGAUGCUAAUAUACAUCAUAUACCGGAGUAUCCAAUGUUUGUUGAUACAUUUGUCCUUGGGGAGUCGGGAAGGACCCUGAACGACAGGAAAUUCAAGGCUCCUGAUAGGGGAAAGUUGUCUUACAGAAUGAGAUUCCCACCCGACUGCAAGGAGAAUAUCUUGUCACCGAUUACUCAUGACUUCCGACAAAGAUUGCUCUCAGAGAGCUCUAUUGAUUCUGAGGAUAGUUGUUGCAUUAUCUUUCAGGAUGAAUCAGAGUAUGAAUCGGAGAACGGCAGCUGUGGUAGGGAGAUGUAUGAAUUUGAUGACAGCAGUGACGAGGAACAGGGGCUGGAGAAAGAAGAAGAAGAAGAAAAUAGACCUGAGCAAAAGGUCCGUUUUAACCUUGAGCCAACGAUUCACACGAUGAUACAAUGGAACUACGCGUAUCGUGCAGCACGUAGAGGUCCCUGGGAGCAAAUGGCCAGAGAUAGGGACCGUUUCCGAGGGAGGAUAAAUUGUAUUGGACGUGUAUUGGAUCCUAUUCUUACUGUUGAACAUCGUGAAUGCAUUUGGCAUGAUCGUUUUUCCGUCAAUGAAUCAAUAGAAAAAUAGGGAAAAUUAUUUUCGAUUAAAACAAAAAUAAAAUGAGUAAAAAUUUGAAGAGUAAAAGUAAAGAGGGGGGAAUGCUGUAACUAAGAUCAAUUUUUCAUCAUCAUAGGAGAAGGAUUUUAAAGACUACGUUUGUUAUUAUAAUUUAAGGAUAUAUUGUAUUCGUUCAAGACACUCGGGUGCAAUAUGGUGAAGGAUCAUAAAUUAUAAAUGAUAAGCAAUUUGUUUAAUUUCAUGAACCACAAAUAUUAUAUUCCAACAAUCCAGAAAAAAACCGUUUAGCUGGUAAUUCCUCGGUAGGGAUCAGUAUUGGAAUUAAAUUCAAUAAGAAGCUGUUCAUGGUGGUGAUUCUCUUCGGAUAGUUUGAAUAACGACGCUUUCCAAAUGUAAAUAUAUACCAAAUUCAUGGUUACAGAGGAGUAUUCAUAUUUAAUAUAUACUUCAUUUGAGGUAAUUCGAAAAGACAGUUGUUUGCUUGUUUAAUAACUUUGUUACCAUGGUAUUGACGAAAAAAUGGUGGAUUUGAUCAAUUUUCAAACCCAAUUUUUGUUCUUGGAGAAGAAACAAUUUUCUAAUUCUGAGAAUAAAACCAGGGGAUCAAUUCCGAGACAAUUGUUAAUAUUUUUUUUUCAAAAAACUAUUACAAUUUUUCACUGCAAUAAAUGAAUAAUUGUUGGUAUUGAAUAUUUAGCAGAUUACGUUAUAAUUCUCUAGGAACUCAAUUUCAUCCAAUGUUCAAAUUAUAAAAGAGUUCGCUUAUUUGUUAAUAAUUAUGUUAGAAUAACUAAAUUGCAUUAUGAAGUAGUACCUACACCAUAUUCACCAAUCUGUAUAAAUACAAAAAAUAAAUAAGUGAAUCAUUCGCCUAGAUAAGUGUAAUUUAAAAAAAACAAUAUAAAAUUGAAAAAGUAA